Molecule: messenger RNA, 1593 nt
Organism: Galendromus occidentalis (western predatory mite)
Lineage: Eukaryota; Metazoa; Arthropoda; Arachnida; Mesostigmata; Phytoseiidae
Gene: Nle
Product: notchless protein homolog 1
Exons: 8
Coding region: 129-1574 (481 amino acids)
Biological process (GO): Notch signaling pathway; ribosomal large subunit assembly
Cellular component (GO): nucleolus
Molecular function (GO): protein binding
Source: RefSeq, a predicted model, not a curated record
UGGCUCCCGAAGAAGAAAACGCAACACAAAGCGCGACAAGCAACAAGCACGAUCCGCACAGUGCCCCCAUGCGUUAGGAACUUCCCGAAAACACUUUAUUCAGCGGGCUCUCGCCUCAUCAAGCUAGGAUGGCUGUCGACUCGACCGGCGGAGAGCUCUCCGAGCAGCGAGUUCUCGCACAGUUCGAGACCGAGGCUGGGGAGAGCACCGGUGAUCCUUUCGACAUUCCAAUCGGGAUCUCGAAGGAUAAACUGCAGCUGGUGUGCAAUGCUUUUCUGGAAAAAGAGUCUUCCAAUCCGUAUCUGUUCUUCGUUGAGGGGGAAGAAAUAAGGAGCUCUCUGGAAGAGACCAUCAGGGAGAAAAAGAUACCAAUCAAAUUCGAAACCGUGGUCAAAAUUGUCUACGCGCCCCAAGCUCUGUUCAAGGUUCGGCCAGUGACACGGUGCACGAGUUCUAUCCCCGGCCAUUCGGAGGCCGUGUUGACCGCCCAAUUCAGCCCUGAUGGACAGCAUCUCGUCAGCGGCUCCGGAGAUACCACGGUCCGCUUCUGGGACCUGAGCACUCAAUCGCCUCACAGUACUGGUCGUACUCACAAAAACUGGGUGCUCGCCGUCGCAUGGAGUCCCGACUGUAAGAAAGUGGCUUCUGGGUGUAAGAAUGGACAGAUUUGUCUGUGGGAUCCCGAAAAAGGGAAACAGAUCGGCAGAACGCUCAACGGACACAAAGAAUGGAUCACUUGCCUGGCCUUCGAGCCGCUCCACUUGAAUCCAGAGGUUCGACUGCUAGCUUCUGGCUCGAAAGACGCCACGGUUCGGAUCUGGGAUACCGUGAUGGGAAACACGAUUCUGACGCUCUCCAGUCACACGCGCUCUGUCACGAGCAUCAGAUGGGGUGGCACCGGCUUAAUUUACAGCGCCUCUCAAGAUUGCACCAUCAAAGUAUGGAAGGCCGAAACUGGCGCUCUUAUGAACACUCUCCAAUGUCACGGUCAUUGGGUGAACGUCUUGGCCUUGAAUACAGAUUAUGCUAUACGGACGGGAGCCUUCGAUCCCUGCAAGCCUCGGGACGACGAUGCCGUUUCAACAGACACCAUGAGAACCUUGGCGCUACAACGGUAUCAAACCGCGAAGGGCAAAGAGCCUGAGCUGUUAGCGUCCGGUUCUGACGAUUUCACCGUGGCCCUCUGGAACCCGAUGAGCAAGAAACCGCUGAAUCGCAUGACGGGUCAUCAACAGCUCGUGAAUGACGUGAAAUUCUCGCCAGAUAUGCGUAUCUUAGCGAGUGCUUCAUUCGACAAGAGCAUCAAGCUAUGGGAUGGCAGGACCGGUAAAUUCAUGGGCGUGUUGCGCGGUCACGUAUCGCCGGUCUAUCAAAUCGCCUGGUCGGCGGAUUCGCGCUUGUUGGUGUCCGGUAGCUCUGAUUCGACAUUGAAAACGUGGGACGUCCAUUCUAAAAAACUGCUGAUUGAUCUUCCGGGGCAUGCGGAUGAGGUCUACACGGUCGAUUGGAGUCCAGACGGAAGCAGCGUCGUUUCAGGGGGGAAAGAUAGAGUCAUUCGUUUGUGGAGGAAAUAAACGCACCGCCGCAAAACGA